UCAAAAGUAAUCCUAUGCUAAAAGAUGUCGCUAAGAUACAAAAAUUUUACAAUUUAAUAUCGAUAAGCGAAGAAUGAAAUUUCUCGGAAAUUUGAUAAUCUUUCAUUUAGGUUAUUUUAGUGCUCUCGACUAGUCCGACAUUGAAAUGGUGCUUGUUUUCCUCAUUCUAGAAUUUUGUAAAUAUCACGUUUCUUUUCGCAACAUUUCAAGUCAUUCCUAGUUUAAAAAUUACCAUCUAGUUGUCAAUACAAGUGUCAUACAGUACUGUCAAAAUGAGCAACCACAAGACAGUGCCAACUUCAAUAAAUUUCCUUUUUGGGGGCACUGCAGGAAUGGCUGCAACAUGUGUUGUUCAACCAUUAGAUCUGAUAAAAAAUCGAAUGCAGUUAAGUGGUACUAGAAUAUCUACAUUAAAUGUAAUAUCCUCGAUUUUAAAAAAUGAGGGUAUGUUAGCUUUUUAUUCAGGCUUAUCUGCUGGUUUAUUACGUCAGUGUUCAUAUACAACUACAAGACUUGGUGUAUAUAAUUGGCUGUCUGAACUAGCUUCAAAAGACAGCCAACCAAAUUUUAUUAUGAAAGCAUUGAUAGGUAGUACUGCUGGUUGUGUAGCAGCAAUUGUAGGUACUCCUGCAGAAGUUGCCUUAAUUAGAAUGACUGCUGAUGGUAGACUGCCUAUUGCUGAAAGACGCAAUUAUAAACAUGCAUUUAAUGCAUUAUUUCGAAUAGCUACAGAGGAAGGCUUUUUAGCUUUGUGGAGAGGUAUUAUUCCAACAAUGGGAAGAGCUAUGGUUGUAAAUGCAGCUCAAUUGGCAUCAUAUUCUCAAUCUAAAGAAUCUUUACUUAAGACUGGAUAUUUUCAAGACAAUAUUUCAUUGCACUUUGUAAGUUCUAUGAUAUCAGGUUUAGUAACAACUGCUGCUUCUAUGCCAGUUGAUAUUGCUAAAACAAGGAUUCAGAACAUGAAAAUUGUGGAUGGUAAACCAGAAUUUAAAGGUGCAAUAGAUGUCAUAAUUCGAGUAUCUCGAAAUGAAGGGAUAUUUUCAUUGUGGAAAGGCUUCUUUCCUUAUUAUAGCCGCUUAGGUCCACAUACGGUUUUGACAUUUGUUUUCAUGGAACAACUAAACAAUUUUUAUAAAACAUAUAUUGCUUAACAGUUAGAAUUAAUACACAAACAGGUAAUGAAUUAAUGUCAACAAAAAUAUUCCAAGUACUUCUUA
Molecule: messenger RNA, 1217 nt
Organism: Eufriesea mexicana
Lineage: Eukaryota; Metazoa; Arthropoda; Insecta; Hymenoptera; Apidae
Product: mitochondrial 2-oxoglutarate/malate carrier protein
Exons: 6
Coding region: 273-1151 (292 amino acids)
Source: RefSeq, a predicted model, not a curated record